AUGGCCGUCAUGUCUACUGCCCAUGCUGCGAGCGUGCCUAGCAACUUUGUGAGCAUUCAAAAACGAUCCGAUUUCAAUUUCAGCGAUCUUGGCGAUAUAUUCGGUAACAUCGCAGGCAAAAUAUCCAGUGCGAUUAAAGAUAGCAAGCUUGGCAGCUCCAGUGCAGGACAAAAAGCCAGUAAAAUUAUCAAGAACCUUGAAGAAUCCGUCAAAGGAGUUUUCGGUAUCGUCCAAACGAGUAUAAACAAGCAUAACGGUAAGAUCAGCGAUGAGGAGACCGCCAGUGGUAUAAUCGGCGCAAUUGGAAGUAUUGGAUCAUCAAUCAGCGAUGCUGUUGGAAAUGGUCUUGACUCGGAAGACGAAAAAUCAUCUGCCAAGAUAGCUGGCGGCGCUAUCAAGAUGAUAACUGGCGUUGCCGGUGGAAUUGCCGGAUCUGUUGGUAACGACACCACACAGAGCCAAGAUGGACCCAAUCAAACCGAGGCUCUACUUUUUACCAGUACUGUGAGUACCAGUACUGCCGAAUCAUCGCCUACUCGUAGAUCCCGGAAGCGUAAAAGUCCAUCCAAAAAGUCUAAUUCUGCUCCCAGCGCUACUAACAGCAGCAAUUAA
Molecule: messenger RNA, 612 nt
Organism: Batrachochytrium dendrobatidis JAM81
Lineage: Eukaryota; Fungi; Chytridiomycota; Chytridiomycetes; Rhizophydiales
Exons: 1
Coding region: 1-612 (203 amino acids)
Source: RefSeq, a predicted model, not a curated record